Paramecium sonneborni is the source of this 849-nucleotide messenger RNA. NCBI's taxonomy places the organism in Eukaryota, Ciliophora, Oligohymenophorea, Peniculida, Parameciidae. The record is from the annotation of a GenBank genome assembly.
UAUGAAUUCAAGACUUCUUAAGAUUUUCGAAACAGGAUUCCUUGGACUACUUGGAUUCUCACUAAUUGCUCAAUAAUAAAAAAGAUUUUAAUGCGCAGCACCUUAUUUCUCUUUUAUAUCACAUUCAGAAUUACAAUAAUUUCGUCUUAGAUUUCCAAGUCUCUAUGUAUUGGAUAAAUUCUAAGUUGAACACUUAUUAAGUGUAAUUCGUAAUUAGACUACUUAAACUAAAGUAUAUUUAAUCUCCAAUCCUAUUUAGGACUUCAGAUUGUAUUCUGAUAGAUUAAUUAGAUUGCUAAUAGAAAAGGCCAUAUCUGAACAUAGUAAAAAGUUGACCCCUCAAGAAGGAUCAUAAACAUAAACACCAGCAUAAGAAAUUUAAUUUGAAAACAAAUAAUUUUGUGUUGUUGUUAUGGUAAGAUCAGGAAACGCAUUCCUAAGCGAAGCUCUUAAAGUACUUCCUGGAGCAUCAGUUGGAUUUAUUCUAGUUUAAGAACAUCCAUAAACUAAAGAUCCUUAGUUAAUUUAUUGUAAGUUUCCUGAAGAUAUAGAUCAAAAAUAAGUAUUAACUUUCUAAAUUAGGUCAUUCUUACAGAUGCUAUGAUUACAACAGGGGGAAGAAUCAGUACAGCUAUCAAAGCACUUUAAUCUAACGGAGUCAAUUAAGAAAAUAUUGCUGCUGUGAAUAUUGUUUCAUGUGAAAAAGGAGUCUCUAAAGUCUUACAUUAAUUCCCUAAAGUUAAAGUCAUUACCGCUGGAGUUGAUUAUGCCCUUAAUACUAUUUAAGAUCAUCGUUUCCCAGGAGUUGGCGAUUUUGGAGAUAGAUAUUUUGGAACUGUUGAUCAAUGA